Astrephomene gubernaculifera is the source of this 877-nucleotide messenger RNA. The record is from the annotation of a GenBank genome assembly. Lineage: Eukaryota; Viridiplantae; Chlorophyta; Chlorophyceae; Chlamydomonadales; Astrephomenaceae.
GGCUAGCCUAGGAGAAGUUUCUGCUUUGACGUAUUAACCUAGUAACAAAACAUCAAUGGCUGCACUCAGAGCCACCCUUGGCCACGAGCUGCUUCGGCCUGUGGCCGGCCCUGCUCGCGCAGUGGCCGCUUUCCGCCCGGCUGUUCGACCAGUCCGCAUUGCUCCCGUCGCCUCGCGCAAAGCGGCCACUGUAGUAUGCAGCGCAGCAGCAGAAGCCCCUGCUGUGGAGGUUUCUGAGCCAGUCGUGGGCGUGUCUAAGGCUGGAGUGGCUCAUUUGCGCUUCCAACGCGGGUCGGCACACAAGGUCCGCCGUGUGCUGGACGUCAUCCGCGGUCGGUCCUAUGAGGAGGCACUUGUGCUCUGCGAGUACAUGCCCUACCGCGCUUGCGAGAAGAUCAUUAAGUGCCUGAUGUCGGCUGCUGCGAACGCCAAGCACAACCAGGGUGCGCUGAAGACCAAGCUCUACGUCAGCGAAUGCUUCGCGGAUGAGGGCCCACGCCUGAAGCGUGCCCGCCCGCGGGCUCAGGGCCGCGCCUACAUGAUCCUGAAGCCCACCUUCCACAUGACCAUCAAGGUGGAGGAGCGCCAGUGAGGGGCGCCGGAGUGCAGCAGCAGCAGCGAGGGAGAGGAGUAGCGCAGCAGCAGCAGCAGCGAGGGAGUGAAUGGGGCAGGUGGCGGGGUUGCUAACUUGCUGCCGGUGGUGGUGUCCUCCAGGCGCGCUAGUCAGCCCUGACCCUGGAGGGUGUAUAAAGAGGUGGCUCGGAGCGGACUGCUAAUUAGCUGCAGCUAAGCGCAUGGGUGUGUUACCGUACCAUAGCUUGAGGGUGUGAAACUGAUGGAUGACUGAGAGGCGGGUUAGGAUCAGCUGUGGACAGUU